Molecule: messenger RNA, 3112 nt
Organism: Oncorhynchus kisutch (coho salmon)
Lineage: Eukaryota; Metazoa; Chordata; Actinopteri; Salmoniformes; Salmonidae
Product: ras association domain-containing protein 3
Exons: 7
Coding region: 275-1372 (365 amino acids)
Biological process (GO): signal transduction
Cellular component (GO): cytoplasm
Source: RefSeq, a predicted model, not a curated record
CUAUUCACACAAUGUGGAUUUCAACAUGUAGGUAACAUGUACUAAACUAAACACCUUGUUCUGUAUCUCAUCUGUGUUGCGCGCGAAGAAGACUCAUCGUUGCUGUCGCCUGUGUGCCCGAAAGAGUGCGUAAGAUCAUGCACCAAAGUAGGAAGUACUCACCGAUGCGCUACAUCGCGUGAUCGGCGUAUCACAGUUAGCUGUGGAUAUCGCUAAUAAAUCAGCAUUGAAGACGGUGGACUACAGUCGAGGGGAAUUGUUCAACCCGCCUAGGAUGUACCAUUCGAAAGUCAAGGUAGUCCGAGCCGCCCGAAGGCAUACAUCUACUCCAAGCAGGAGUCUGGAGAACAUCGAGGCGGUCUGGUGCAAGAUCAGAGCGGACUCGUUACCAAACCUCGAAGAGAGAAGACCGGAGCCGGUGAAGGUGAUGAACCCCGCGGAGAACGACUGCCCUGUCCGCGGCAGUAGGAAAAGGGGGUUCAAGCCCCCGGAUGUGAGGACCAUAUUCUCCCCCAGUGAGAGAGACUCCCAGAUGAGGGGGGAGGGACACACCUUCUACCUUGGUCUUUCGGGCGCAUGGUGCGAUGUUUGCCGCGUAUACAUCCUCCACUUCUCCCUGAUGUGUUCAGGGUGUAAGUAUACGUGUCACCCAGAGUGUCGGGAGCGAGUGUCAUUGGACUGUCACCCCGGUGGUCCUGUUGCCGUUGACACCCCUCUCAGCCAGGACCACCUUAACAACAACACACCGGCCAUUGAUGUGGAGCAGGAAAGGGAGUUACGGACUCAUCUCAGCAAAGAGGAGAUCAGACAGAAGGUCGUGCUGUACAACUCCUCCUCCAAGGACCACCUCAAAAUGACCCUGAACCCCAGUGGUGUGUAUACAGGGUUCAUUAAGGUGCAGUUGGAGCUGAGGAGACCCGUCACAGUACGAGGGGGCCAGGGAGGAGAGGAAGCCUUCUACCUCCCCCAGGGGGCGAUUAACACUCUUCACAUCAGCUCCAACAACACCGUACGACAGGUGAUUCAGGCCCUGUUGACCAAGUUCACCGUAGCUGACAACCCUGCUAAAUAUGCCCUGUACAAACGCUGCCGCAGGGAUGAGCAAGAGUACAUGUGUAAGCUGUCGGAGGGAGAGCAUCCGUUGUUCCUGCGUCUGCUAGCAGGUCCCAACACCGACACGCUGGGCUUUGUCCUGAGAGAACAGCAGACUGGCGAGGUCAUGUGGGAAGCGUUCUCCAUCCCAGAGUUGAGUAACUUCCUAAGGAUGCUGGAGAAGGAGGAGACUGAGCGGGUGUGUUCCGUGACGCGUCGCUACGACAACUACAGACUCAAACUGCAGGAGGCCAUGAGAGCAGCAGGGGGGCCGGGGUAACUACUGUCCCCGGAGGAGAGAGGGCUGGGAACCAGAAUCCAGUCUAAGGGACACUGAGGGGGAAACUGGUCCAACCUGAUUCAGAAACUGGAGAGAGCUGGAAUAAACUCUAGAUUUUACCUGUGGACCCUAUGUGCAAUACACUAGAUGGACACUAGAGGGCAUCUGUGGUUCCACUGCGUUCAGCCUGGACUUGGCAUUAAGCACUCAAGAGACUAGCUCCAUGUCUUUACUGAGUAGGCCUACACCCCUGUGUGCCAUAUCCACUCUUCUGUUCACUCUCUUUUGAUCCUUCUGGUUAUUGCCAUUUUUUAUUCUUUUAGAAUGACCUUUUUGAACACGUGAAUGAUUCAAAUCCCCGACUAUUUGAAUCCAUUUAUUUUGCAUUUUUAUUUAAUUGGUGGAUGCAAGGGUUUGUACAUAUUGUCAUUUUUAAUUUAUGUGGGUGAAGCUUUGUUCUGUUUCUUUGCAGAAAUUGUUUUAUUGUGUUCUAUGAAGGCGUGGCAGCAAUCCAACCCCCAAAGGGCCCGACUCGUGUGCUCACUGAUUUCUCUCACAGGGGUUAAUGCACAGAAAACAUAUCAGCAACAUAAAGGCUAGACUGGUUUAUCAUGGAAAGGACAGUCUUGGAUGAAAUAGAAACUAGAAAAGGCAAAUGAUACAAACCAGAAUACGAGUGGUGUAUUUAAACUGAAGGUUGUGAUGGUCUUGAAAGGAGAAGCAUAUUUGGUGCAGUUUUUAGAGUCUGACAGUCACAAGCUGUUUGGGGUUUAGAGGUCAGGAUGGAAGUGUGACCGCUUGUGACCAGACUGACAGUGGCGUUUGAGCUGACCGCUCACCUUUGACCUCUGGACAGAGACUAGUUGUAUCAGAGGAGAAGAGGUUAGCGCUGUGAGAAUGGAAAGAUUUAAGGAAGUUGACUAAUGGUUUUAGAGGAAGUAGAUAAGUAAGACUGUAAAAAAACAACAACAAAUGAAAUGGAUGUGACAAACGAGUUUUUGGAGUUCCAUGUUAAGAGAUUUUCUAUGCUGAGAAAGUUCAGGGCCUCUUGGAGCCAGUGCCAGGCCAGUGGCCACAGAUAACAUGGUCAGGAAUAGCAGCAAAGGGCAAUUGCUAUAUUUAUGUUCCUCUGGUAGUCAUUGAACAUGGCUACAUCUAUCCUAAUCUGCUUCAGGGCUGUUAGGAUAAAGUCAGUUUAUUGUAGAGGUGACGUCACAUGGCCAUGUGUUCAGUGUCCUAGACUAGGAGAAAGCGGCUAGAACCUGUUGCUUUGAAGUCCUCGCAUUUUGCCUCCCUGUCCGUCUCUCUCUCAGUACUGUAUUUACAUCUACCAGGGUUGUAUCGAUUUUCUGGUAGUUACAGGAGAGGUCAUUUGAACAGAGACUGUACUUUGGAAUAGAUGGACAAUGAAUUGAAUGGACAGAGCAACUAGUGAGCGCAUUUUGGGCCAUCAACCCUCGGCACAGUAUCAAAACACACUGACCAAAUGCAAGAAUAUAUGUUGAUUUGGCAUGUUUAAAAGCCUUGUUUAUCUGCAAGUACUAUAUGACGUUUUUUCUGAUGGUACUUCAUUAGUUGCCAUGUUUAUCUCUAUAGAAAGAGUAGUGGUGUGGUUAUAUAGCCCCACCUUAUGGAUAAAUGCUGUAACUGUCCUCUCGGUCUGCCUGUUGGUGAUAUGAUGUGCUGUUGCUUAUGUUUUCAUGUUCUAUAACCAAAGCUAUUAUAAAAUGUUUGGAUUUA